CCCCGAGAGUCGGUAGCGGGAGGAGGAGGAGGAAGGCAGAGCCCGCCAUGGCGAGGGGAGGCUGACAGGUCUCCCGCUUCCUCGGCCGGCCCCGAGGACGUACCUUCAGCCCAAGGUCCUGCCGCACCUUUCGCAGCUGCCUGCCGGCUCUCGAGGGCGAGGAGCCCCCGGCGGCGACUCACCAGAGCCCUUCCCGCCACCUCUCCUGCCCCCAGCACUCCCCUCACACGCCGCUCCGCACGGGGGCGACCUGCCGCCCGGCCCCGGCUCCCGCUCCCGCCCCCGCCCCGCUGCGGAGCCGGGCUCCGCUCCCGCCGCCGGAGGUGCUCCCCGGGGCGGGGAGGGGAAGGGCAGCGCGGGGAGGCGGCACCGCUCUCCCACCUGCCCCCCCCCCACCCCCCUACUCCGCCGCCGGGCGAGGUUAGUGAUGAGGCGGCCGCGGGGGGCGGCUGGCGGGGAGCAGCCGGAGGAGUUUGUUUGCUGCCUGCUCCCGUCUCCCUGAUGCUCUGAGCCGGAGUCUCCUCCUCUCCCCGGGCUCGCACCCGGGCUGGAUGCUCCGCUCGCUCCUCGCUUCGCUGCCACAGUCGCCAGCCGUUUCCCGCCGCCCCGCAAGAAAUGGAGCCGUCCGCUGCCCCCCUGGACACCACUCCGGACCCCGCCAUCGUGCAGCCCCCCGGGGCCAGCCCGCCGGUGCCCCCCCGGGAGCAGCAGGAGCAGCUGCGGAUCGGGGAGAGCGGACAGUUCAGCGAGGGGCUGGAGGACAGAGGUUUGCUAGAAAGCAGUACAAGGCUAAAACCUCAUGAAGCUCAAAGCUACAGAAAGAAGGCAUUGUGGGUUUCCUGGGUCUCCAUUAUUGUCACACUGGCUCUUGCAGUGGCUGCUUUCACUGUCUCCGUAAUGAGAUACAGUGCAUCAUCAUUUGGAUUUGCUUUUGAUGCUACCCUGGAUGUUUUGUCAUCAGCGAUAGUUUUGUGGCGUUAUAGCAACGCAGCUGCUGUGCAUUCUGCACACAGGGAGUACAUAGCUUGUGUUAUCUUGGGUGUCAUAUUCCUCCUGUCAUCUAUAUGUAUUGUGAUCAAAGCCAUCCAUGAUCUUGCGAAGAAGGUGCUUCCAGAAGUGGAUGACUUUCUGUAUAGUGUCUCCGUUUUAAGUGGAAUACUUUGCACUGUCUUGGCAGUAAUCAAAUUUAUGCUGGGAAAGGUCCUUACAAGCAGAGCGCUGAUAACCGAUGGUUUCAACUCUCUUGUAGGUGGAAUAAUGGGAUUUUCCAUCCUUCUUAGUGCAGAAGUUUUUAAACACAAUUCUUCUGUCUGGUAUCUGGAUGGCAGUAUAGGAGUUUUAAUUGGACUUACAAUAUUUGCCUAUGGAAUCAAGUUGCUUAUUGAUAUGAUACCCCGUGUAAGGCAAACGCGCCAUUAUGAAAUGUUUGAGUGAAGAUCACACCCUCUUCUCUGUCAGGACUGUAAAACUACAGCCAUCGUACAUUUUGGCAAGUGAUGCCAAUGGUAUUUUACUGAAUAUGCAGUUUGUUUCCCGUGGUCUGUUUUUGUUGAAGUUUGUUUUAAUGGGAAAUCUCUCUGUAAAACUGGCAUAUGUGCACACUGCUUGCAAUUCAGUGAAACAGCAGCAUUUUUUUUUCAAGUAUGCUAUUGAUUCCUGUGACAAUAGAAAACAUGCGGUUUGCAGUUUUAACCCAGCUGCCAUGUUGUAUAUUCCAGAGUGACAGUGUUCUUAAUGGUGUGAUAAGCCUGUGGGUAAAGAAGUGCCAGUUUCAGAUCAUGUUUUUUCCCCCCCGGCCUGUACUUUCCCAAACACAUGCUGUAACAGAAGUACAAUCCUUACUAACCUCUUCGGCUAACAGAGUAUCCUAUGUAGAGUCUGGACACCAAGAGCUGUGUUGCUUAAAACACUUAAGUAGCUACUUCCUCCCCCACCAUUCAAAUAGAUGCACAGAAAGAGCAGGGGUACAAACCUUUCUGUGCUCAGAGAGAUACUUCAUUUUAAUCCUAAAUUAACUGAAACUAUACCUCUUCAACAUAAAUUCCGUUUUUUCUUAACGAGACACUGUUCAUAGCUUUGCAUGGACCAAACAAGCACACACAGUAUUACUGUACAGACCAAAGCCAAAAAGUCGUGCAAGGAAGAGGAGCUGCUUGAGGAAUGGGAUUCUCAUCUUCUAUUAUACUAUACGCAGAUAUACCAGCAUGUGUGACUUUGUGGUUGCUCUGUAGUCUGACGAUGGCACAGCAGUGGCUCAAUCUGGUGGUGAGAUACAGAUCUAUUUAUUAGAUUUAGAUUGUCCUGUAAAGUGUUGCUCACCUUCCAUCACGCAUCUUAUAUAUUACUUAAUAGCAGGUUAAAUUAUAAAAGAAUCUUGAUGUAUAAUCAAUAAAACUGGUAUCUAUUUUAUACAGUAUCUGUAAGUAACAUUUGAAAACUAUUUCCAGAAUGUAUCAUAGAACAAAGUCUUCCUGUAUAGCAGCCUAUUAAACUGGAUUCUCUGGCUGUA
Harpia harpyja (harpy eagle) is the source of this 2509-nucleotide messenger RNA. RefSeq names its product transmembrane protein 163 (gene TMEM163). NCBI's taxonomy places the organism in Eukaryota, Metazoa, Chordata, Aves, Accipitriformes, Accipitridae. The record is from RefSeq and is a predicted model, not a curated record. The transcript has 8 exons. Gene Ontology annotation, molecular function: zinc ion binding. Gene Ontology annotation, cellular component: synaptic vesicle membrane. Bases 616 to 1434 code for a protein of 272 amino acids.